Molecule: messenger RNA, 5520 nt
Organism: Bufo bufo (common toad)
Lineage: Eukaryota; Metazoa; Chordata; Amphibia; Anura; Bufonidae
Gene: MROH1
Product: maestro heat like repeat family member 1
Exons: 42
Coding region: 1-4920 (1639 amino acids)
Cellular component (GO): cytoplasm
Source: RefSeq, a predicted model, not a curated record
AUGGCGAGAUCCAGCAUAAAACGCCUGGCUGUGACCCUCAUGGAGGCCUCGACCGAUAAGGACCCCGAUGUACAGGAGCAGAUCUACAGCUCCCUGUGCUUCAUGGGGGAGACGGCCCCGCAGGAGGUUCUGGAGGCAUGCGAUUCAUACCUGCGCCAGCAUGACAAGUUGACGUCCAUCCAUCGCACCAUCAUCUUGAGAGCAAUGGAGACCGUGGUGAAGAACAGUCUGAACGACCUGAGCAAGGAGACGGCCAGACUGACCAUUCUGCUGGCGUCCAGCGAGAUGACCAAGUCUAAGGACGUGGUCUUCGAGUGGCAGCAGGCCGCCAGCAGCGUGCUUGUAGCGGUCGGGAGAUGUUUCAUCAACAGCGUGAUGGAGGAGAUUCUGCUGAAGUUCCAGCCGGGGAUUCUCCCUCACUUCUUCAUCAUGCAGACACUGGCCAACCUCUCCGUGGCUAAUGUUUUUGGGAUGGUCCCGUUCCUGAACUCCAUCCUGGGCACGAUGCUCCCCAUGUUGGGGAUGGCGAAGCAGGACCCCAUGAAGGCCGUGUUCUGUGUCGCCCUGCAGCAUUUUAGUGAGAGUAUUCAGGAAUAUCUCGCCAACCUGGACAAGGCCCCGGACCCUACAGUCAGGAAAGACACCUUCUCCAGUGACUUGUUCAACGCGUAUGACAUCCUGUUCAAUAACUGGCUGCAGAACCGCGAGUCCAAGGUCAGGCUCGCUGUGGUUGAAGCUCUUGGUCCUAUGAGUCACUUACUUCCUAAUGAGAAGCUGGAGGAACAACUUCCCCGUCUCCUCCCGGGCAUCUUAUCCCUGUAUAAGAAGAACGUGGAGCCGUUCUACGUGACCAAGAGCCUGUGUCAGAUCCUGGAGAGCGCGGUGUCUAAUGAGAGUCGCACACUGGAGCCUCAGAUAGACUCGGUGCUGUCGGUGCUGCACACCCAGAUCUGCUCCUCCAUGGAGGCGCCCACACAGAUGCUGGCGAGGAAUCGGAACGAGGCCCUGCGCUGCUUCACGGUGCUCGCCUCCAUCUUCCCGGAUCACCUGCUGUCUUUUCUGCUCCCCAAACUGGAGGCCAAUAACCCCAAAACACGUGUGGGGACCCUGGUAGUCCUGAAGCAAGUCAUCAACUCUGCCGCGUCUUUGAUGGAAGUGAAGAAGGCGCUGAUUCUCGCCGCAGUCAGGUCGCCGCUCCAGGACGGCAGCAACCAGGUUCGGAAAGCGAUGGUGCAGCUGAUCAGCGCGAUGGCGCACCACCGAUACCUGGAGCAGCCGGGGGGAGAGGUGAUGCUGCAGUACAUCAUCCGGCUGUGCUGUAUGACUCCGGAGAGCUCGCCGCGGCGGCAGAACUCCCAACAGGAAGAAGUGACUGAAGAAAGUGUGAGACGGAUCAGCAUCAACACCCUGUACCUGAUCAGCACCACGGUGGAGCGCAUGAGCCACAUCCUGUGGCCCUACCUGCUGGAGUUUGUGGUCCCCAUCCAGUUCACCAAUGCCCUGACCCCCGUCUGUAAGAGCCUGGUCCAUAUGGGGCAGAAGAAGCAGGAGGAAGGCGUGGAGCAGCUGCUCAUCAACUACAAUGUGAACGUGAAUCUGCCGUCUCCACACGCUUUAUUUGCUCGUCUCCUGGUGGUGUCGGCCUCCCUAGAACCCAGCGAUGGCAGGAACGCCGCUGCUCUCCGUCUUCUGUCCAUCAUGCAGAUUAACAUCCACCCGACUAUAGGACCGUGCUGGGAGCAGGAGAUCCCUCCGCUGCUGCACCUCCUAGAAGAAACGAAUGACAAACUUAAUCAGCAGACGGCAUGGGAGGAACGGUUACUGAAGCUCCUGGUGGACUCGCUGCUGGCCGUGUCAGAUGACCUCUGGAUCUGUCAGUUGUCACAGGAGAUGAGGAAACAACUGAACAGUUACAACUCCUCCUCCCUGGAGAAGAACUUCCUCUAUAAAUGCAUCGGGAGCGUCCUGGGCACCUGUACCAACCGGGAGGUGGUCAGGAAGGAGCUGCAGGAGCUGCUCACCGGUGCCCACUACCAGGAUGAAGCGGAGCGAGAGGGUCUCGCUGUUGCUUUCGGCAUUUGCUCAGCUCAUCACCUGGAGGACACUCUGGACAAGAUGUCCGACUUCCUGAAAUCCGACUUCAUGAAGAAGUACACGGGAAUCUUCAACCUCUUCAAGGAUCGAGCAGAUGUCGACCUGGAGAAGAUCAAGAGCGCCCUCAUCCUGUGCUACGGUUAUGUGGCGGUGCACGCCCCCAUAGAGCUUGUGCUUCCUCGGGUUGAAUCGGAUAUUUUGCGCAAUGUCUUCCUUUACUUCCACACCAAGGUUCUGGGGAUAAAGGUAGAGCCCAAGGACUUGACCCUGAAGCUCUGCCUCAUCCGCACCGUCUCCAUGAUCGGCCUGGCAAUCUGCAGCAGCCCGCAGGCGGGGUUCUUCCACUUCAGCCGCAAGUCGGAACUGAUCUCUCAGCUGGUGGAGUUACUGAAGCUGGAGCCUGUGGACAGCCAGAAGUCUGCCCUGCGCCACCGUGCCCUCGCCGCCUGCUCCUACCUGGUUAAGCUGGAGCCUCCCCUGAAGGAUGCAGAGAAGACGGAGCUCGUCAGUACGGCGCUGUCCACCGUCAUCCCCCUCCCACCUGUCUCCAUCGGGACCAUGGGAGAACUGCACCAGGAGAUCCUGUAUCGGGACACGUUGGAUGCUUUGAAGGACUUGCUGAAAGGACUUCUCUGCUGGAACAUAACCCCUAACGGACUGGAGGAAAUGUUUGGAGUCCUGAUCCCCUGGAUCCGAUCCAGUAAGGAGCAUGAACGGGAGCGUGCCCUGGAGCUGAGCAGCGCCCUCCUUCAUUUUUACCUACACAAGCUCAACGUCAAUUGUGUGAUGACCUUCCAUAACCUGGGGCUUCUGAUCGGUAGGUUGUCCCCUCGCUGCUCGGACUCUCUCGCCUCCAUACGGCAGCACACCCUGGACUGCAUCUACUACCUGCUGUACAUCCAGCUGCGCUAUGAAGGUUUUGCUCCCGAUCAUAAAGAUGAACAAGUAGAGAAGCUGCAGACUCUGCGGGGCGGCCUCCUGAACCCUGACUCCAGUGUCCUGUUCCACACUUGCUUUGACAUCGCAAUGAUCAUCGGGAAGCGCCUCCCCCCUGAGCAGCUCACCAGCCUCCUCUUCAUCACCUUCGAGGGGCUCUCCGAUCCUGAUGCUAAUUGCUCCAGAGCGGCCAGUGUGAUGAUCAAUUCUCUACUGAAGGAUCGAGGAACCGUCUUGCUGUCUAAGGUCCCAGAGAUAAUUCUUCGAGUUAAGGAACAACUGGAGGAGACCUCGGAGGAGCAUGUGAGGAAGGCGGCGGUACAGACCAUGUACAUCCUGGCCACGCAGCAUGUGAAGGCCGUGGUGUCUAGCUUACUGUCCAGUCCUGUGCCCUAUGACAGUGAUAUGUGCACGCUGUGGGGGGCGCUGUCCUCUGAUCCUCCGCUCACGUCUGAGGUACUGAAUCUUCUUCUGGAGAAGAUGACGGGUGACGUCCCCUACAAGGAGUGUAAGACGUCUUUGCUGAGCUCCGCCUCCAGUCGGGUGGCCACCCUCCUGCCUCUGACUGCCACUUGUGCUCUCCGUGAGGUGCUGUCCCAGCCAAAGUCGUCCCCCGCUGUCCAGGAGCUCUACCCCCAGCUCUUUGUGGCACUGCUCCUGCAGGUCAGCUGUAUGGUGGGCGUCCAGCUGCCCAAGAACCUCGGACCGACCAAAGACAGGAAGAGUCAGAGCAGCAGGAACCUGGACCCAUGCAGCUCUGCGGUGGAGGCUCUGUACUUCAUGCUGGUUCAGGGAGGCAGCGAGGCUGUAGCUCUGAGUGUGGCAGCUGAUGGAGGCUGGGAGAAGAUGAAAAAGGAGGAGACUCAUCACAUGGGAGUGACAUCACUGAGCAGCUCCAUGGUGCGAUACGCCGGACCCAAACUACCAGACAUCAUAAAGAAACUGCAGUCCGCUCAGAGCAGUGCGUAUGAAAGCCAGCGGGUCACUGCCACCGCCUUCCUCGCCCAGCUCCUGCAGAGUAGUGAGCUCAGUGACCUCAUCUUUCUGGAGCCCCUGAUGGACAGCAUGACCAGCCGACUGAAGGACAGCAGUGUCACCGUGCGCAUGCUUGCCAUCCGUGGCUUGGGGAACAUUGCAAGUGGACAUCCUGAGAAGGUACGAAAACAUGGAUCCCACCUGCUAACUGCCAUGAUGAACGCCAUGGAUGACCGAGAAGACCCUGACCAUAUAGUGACCCAGGAGGCCAUGUCCAACAUGUCUCUUCUGCUACCUCAUGUGCAAGAGAAAGACAUGCACUCUCUUCUCGUUCACACCGCCAUCCGCAUCAGACCCUUCUUCGACCACGAGAGGGAAGAAUUGCGCACAUCGUCCAUUAUCCUGUUUGGCAAUCUCACGAAGUUCAGCUCCGGUGGCGGGGAAGAGACGCUGUUCGAGCAGAUCCUGAACGGUUUAGUGACGUUACUCCUACAUCUGCAAGAUCCAAAACCAGAUGUGGUUAAGGCCUGUAAGUUUGCUCUGCAGAUGUGCGCCCCAAGUCUGAACAACCAGGGUCUGGCGGACAUGUUCACCUCGCAUCUGCACCCCGACAGAGGACUGCACUAUGGGGAGUUCAUAAACAUCGUCUGCAAAAACCUGCUGCAGGGCUAUCCUGACAUGGUCCCUCGUCUCAUCCAGACCAACAUCUCCUACUUCAAGAGCAUCUGGUCGGAUCUACGGGCAGCCGCCCCGUUAUUCAUCGGGUUCUUGGUGUUGCACAUGCAGCCGGAUCAGUGCAGAAUGGUCGAUUUAGAUCAUCUGGUGACAUCUCUCAUGGUCUUGUUGAAGGAUCCGGUCCCGUCUGUGCGAAUUAAAGCGUCUGAGACCAUGGGCCGAUUGGUCAAGUUUGCCUGAUGUCGGAAGACAGAACCACAACACCCAUGAUCCAAGCUGCUCCUCCGCGAUGAGGGCUGAGCUUCGUUCUAGCACAUUCCGAGCUUCCCUCGUGUCACCAGCAUGUGAUGUCCCGCGUCUCGUCUGCCUUCUCUUACCUCCUGGAUCUGCUCACAUUGACUUGAGGUCGUUCCUGAAGACCAGAAGCCUUGUGUUGGCCAUGAUGGUUACAGACUUGCUGCAAUAAAGACUUUGUGGGUUGCAAGUCCUGAUCGUUGGGCCCCUGUGACCCGCCUUGUUUUGUGUAGGUUCCUCGUCUGUGGUGGGGUGUGUGUAUAUUUGGCUACGUCCACGUUGCUGUAUAUUUCAGAAUGAUGGGGCUUUUCUAUUGUUUUGGCCUUGGAAGCAUCAGAAAAUAUGACUAUAUUAUUUUCACUAUGUUGGCGAGUUGUGUAUUAAGCUCAGGCGCAGUGUCUAAGGCCGCGGCCGCUCCGUCACGUGAAGGUGGAAUUUCAAAUGUUCCUUAUUGGCAGGAGAUGUGUAAGUAUCAGACAUGCCAAAUAUUAUUAUUAUAGCGUUAUGGAGGAGACCCGCCUGGAUGGGACGCAACACCGGUCACAG